CUAAGGGGGCGGCCCGUGAGGUUGGGGAUGGGGAUGGGGAUGAGGGAUGAGGGGUGGCGUCUUUCUUACGCAGUGUGUUUUGGUAUUAGGGGUGCGUUGUAUAGGAAUUAGAGGGAUGGAUUGAUAUUGUAGAAUCGGAUCAUUACUUGUGUAUAUCUUAAGAUACCUUUGCCCAGCAGAAGAAUACAGGCGGAAAAGAGAACAAUAAUUAUGCCCGACCUGCACAACCAUUUAUGCACACAUCCCCCCCGCCAGUCGUCGUCAGCUCCCUCCCCGUAUCUCCCAUAUUUAGGCGUCCGCUUCACCAUGCGGCUCUCCGGUCCGCCGCAAUACGGGCUAAUAGCAGCAGGAGGGCGCGCGACCAGCGUCUCUGCCAAGAGUCUUGGCGUCUGCUUUGGGACAACGCCGGCUUAUCUGAUCAAGCCACCCCCGGAGAGCGACGACUCGCUGGUUCCGACGAGAAACAGACGCAUUAUUCUACUGAGCGAGAGAGAGAGAGGGAGAGAAACUUCACCGACCUCUCAUCUCUCGUCUCUCAUCUCUCGUUUCGGCCACUCCGGAUUCCUCCUCUUCCUCCUCUUCGCCCAUUCUCACUUGUUAUUGUCUCGUACCCCAUUAUUCGACCUCGAACUUCUCACCAUUCCUUCAGUCUUCUUGUCUUGUUGUUCUCUCUCUGCUUCGGCGCCUCGGACCUCACGUAUUAUGCUCUCCUAGCUGACGCCGCCCGCCUCCCUUUGUUUGCCCCGACCACAUUCGUUCAUUCAUUCAGAGCCCUCUUUAUCCGUUUCCCCUCACCUAUCUAUCUAUCUAUUCGAUAUCUCCACAGUGACAUUCCAGUGAC
Amorphotheca resinae ATCC 22711 is the source of this 841-nucleotide messenger RNA. RefSeq lists its product as hypothetical. The record is from RefSeq and is a predicted model, not a curated record. Lineage: Eukaryota; Fungi; Ascomycota; Leotiomycetes; Helotiales; Amorphothecaceae. The transcript has a single exon. The annotation marks the transcript as partial.